Fusarium pseudograminearum CS3096 is the source of this 975-nucleotide messenger RNA. RefSeq lists its product as uncharacterized. The coding region runs from base 1 to 975 and encodes 324 amino acids. NCBI's taxonomy places the organism in Eukaryota, Fungi, Ascomycota, Sordariomycetes, Hypocreales, Nectriaceae. Gene Ontology annotation, molecular function: oxidoreductase activity, acting on the CH-OH group of donors, NAD or NADP as acceptor; NADP binding. The record is from RefSeq and is a predicted model, not a curated record. The transcript has 3 exons.
AUGGCAUCUCCUAAAAUUGGCUGGAUCGGCCUUGGCUCAAUGGGUCUCCCCAUGGCGACAAACCUUCAGAAACAUCUGAGUUCAACAGGGGCUCCAAAUCUGCUUUAUUUCAAUCGCACCAUCUCUCGUGGUGAUUCUCUGAAAGGUAUUGGUGCUCAGCCCGCAUCAUCAGCUAGAGACCUUGUCGAUAACUCGGAUAUUAUCUUCAUGUCUUUAAGCGACGACUCUGCCCUCGACUCAACUCUAAAUGCUGUUCUUGACUCAGAAGCCUCAGGAAAGCUCGCUGGUAAACUCAUAGUUGACACAUCAACUGUUCAUCCAGACUCUUCCGCAAAGGCAGAGACCAGGAUCCAAGAGAAAGGGGGCCAGUUCAUCGCUUCGCCAGUCUUCGGAGCAAGUCCUGUUGCUGCACAGGGAAAGCUCUUGUGGAUCAUUGCUGGGCCAAGUGGUGCUGUUGAUAAAAUCACUCCAUAUGUUGAAGGGGUUAUGGGAAGAGCUGUUAUCAGGGUCGGUGAGGAUAUCAGAGCGUCUGGUAAGAUGAAGACGGCAGGAAACUUCAUAACGGCUGGCUUCAUGGAAAUCAUCGCCGAAGCACACGUCCUAGCCGAAAAGUCCGGCCUGGGCAGUGGGAACCUGGAAGCAUUGAUCGAGCAACAAUAUGGACCUCUGCCAUUCUCAAUGUCUCAACGUUUGACAACCGGAGCAUACAUGCCAGCGAGAGGUGAUAGGCCUUGGUCUGAUCUAAACUUAGCAAUCAAAGACGUGGGUCAUGGAAUUGCCCUUGCAGAACAGUCUGGAACGAAAUUGGAAGUGGCAGAAGUUGCUAUCAAGCAUUUGAAGGAUGCAAAGGCGUUCUCCGAUUCUGAACAACGACCGCUUGAUUCAUCUUCCAUGUACGGAAUACUACGAAAAGAGGCUGGACUGCCUUUUGAAACAGAAUUGGUCAAAGAUCGGGAUGCAAAGGACGAGAAAUAA